This is a messenger RNA of Neofelis nebulosa (Clouded leopard), 1122 nucleotides long. RefSeq names its product aquaporin 5 (gene AQP5). The record is from RefSeq and is a predicted model, not a curated record. Gene Ontology annotation, biological process: transmembrane transport. The transcript has 4 exons. Gene Ontology annotation, cellular component: plasma membrane; apical plasma membrane. Gene Ontology annotation, molecular function: water channel activity. Bases 255 to 1052 code for a protein of 265 amino acids. NCBI's taxonomy places the organism in Eukaryota, Metazoa, Chordata, Mammalia, Carnivora, Felidae.
CCAGGUUCCCUCCUUGCGCGCCGCGCUGCGCCCCGGGCGUGGGAGCCGCCCACUGCUCCCCCGCGCGCGCCCCCCCGCCGCGGGGCGCCCGCCCUCUAUAUAGCGCGCCCCUGCCGGGUCCGUGCCAGGCCGCUAGCCACGCAGUGGGCGCCGCAGAGCGCGCCGCGUCCGGGAGCCAGCCCCCCGCCCCCUGCGCCGCAGCCCCGACGGGCGUCUCCCGCCGCGGCCGCCGCCGCCAGGCCCCCGCAGCCACCAUGAAGAAAGAGGUGUGUUCUGUGGCCUUCCUCAAGGCUGUGUUCGCGGAGUUCCUGGCCACCCUCAUCUUCGUCUUCUUCGGCCUUGGCUCGGCCCUCAAGUGGCCGUCGGCGCUGCCCAGCAUCCUGCAGAUCUCGCUGGCCUUCGGCCUGGCCAUAGGCACCCUGGCCCAGGCCCUGGGACCCGUGAGCGGAGGCCACAUCAACCCCGCCAUCACCCUGGCCCUCCUAGUGGGCAACCAGAUCUCCCUGCUCCGGGCUGUCUUCUAUGUGGUGGCCCAGCUGGUGGGUGCCAUUGCCGGGGCCGGCAUCCUCUAUGGGCUGGCACCAAUCAAUGCCCGUGGCAAUCUGGCCAUCAACGCGCUCAACAACAACACAACACAGGGUCAAGCUAUGGUGGUGGAGCUGAUUCUGACUUUCCAGCUGGCGCUCUGCGUCUUCUCCUCCACGGACUCCCGCCGCACCAGUCCUGUGGGCUCUCCAGCCCUGUCCAUCGGCCUGUCUGUCACACUGGGCCACCUCGUGGGGAUCUACUUCACUGGCUGCUCCAUGAACCCAGCCCGCUCUUUCGGCCCUGCAGUGGUCAUGAAGCGCUUCAGCCCCGCUCACUGGGUUUUCUGGGUGGGGCCCAUUGUGGGGGCCAUCCUGGCCGCCAUCCUCUACUUCUACCUGCUCUUCCCCAACUCCCUGAGCCUGAGCGAGCGCGUGGCCGUCGUCAAGGGCACGUAUGAGCCUGAGGAGGACUGGGAGGAACAGCGAGAGGAGCGAAAGAAGACCAUGGAGCUGACCGCCCGCUGACCAGUGUCAGGCACGGGCCAGACCCUCAGCCCCUGAACCUCAGGGGAAAAAAAAAAAAAAAAAAAAAAAA